Messenger RNA from Myripristis murdjan (pinecone soldierfish), 4233 nucleotides. RefSeq names its product ribonucleoprotein, PTB-binding 1 (gene raver1). Gene Ontology annotation, molecular function: mRNA binding. Gene Ontology annotation, cellular component: nucleus. The record is from RefSeq and is a predicted model, not a curated record. NCBI's taxonomy places the organism in Eukaryota, Metazoa, Chordata, Actinopteri, Holocentriformes, Holocentridae.
CACUGUUUCCAGACCGACAAAACUUCCACCAAACUGAGUGAUGGCGGCCGCCGUGUCCGUUAGCGCAGCUGCCAGAGAAGAAAGCACAGAAACACCGCUCAAUUUCGCCUCCCGUCCGUUUCAUGAAAAUUACGACCUCCCUGUGGACCACGUAAACUGGAUGUCCGGAGACCGCGGGCAUUCCCAACUCGAGCCCGGAGAAGACGACGCAUCCCCGGGGCACGAGUGUCAGCGGAGGACCGAUGAGGAGUUGACAUCAUUGAGCCCCGAGGAGAUUGAGGGUCGCUUGGACAGAACUCGCCGAGAGUUUUACAACCGUCGAAAAAUCAUAAUAAAAAACCUACCAUCCGAUGUUAGCAAUCAGGAGGUGCAUGAACUGUUGGGUAACUACGACCUGAAGUACUGCUUUGUGGACAAAUACAAGGGCACGGCAUUUGUGACACUGCUCAAUGGGGAACAGGCGCAGUGUGCGAUCAAAGAGUUCCACCAGCACGUGCUGCGGGACCGGGAGAUCUCUGUACAGCUGCAGCCCACAGACGCUCUGCUGUGCAUCGCCAACCUGCCCCACGCCUUCACCCAGCAGCAGUUUGAAGAGCUGGUGAGACCCUUCGGAAACUUGGAGCGCUGUUUCCUGGUGUACAGCGCCUCCACCGGCCAUUCCAAGGGCUACGGCUUUGUGGAGUACAUGAAGAAGGACUCGGCGGCACGGGCCAAGUCGGAGCUCCUUGGGAAGCAGCUGGGCUCGCGCAUGCUGUAUGUCCACUGGACGGAGGUGGGCUCCCUCACCUACCCGCUAUUGCACUCCAGAUGCUUGUGUGUGGACCGCCUACCCCCCAGCCUGCUGACAGCCCAAGACCUCCGCAAUGCCUUGGCUGACACCCACGCACCAAUCUUCUGCCAGUUGGCUCAGGGACAGGAUGGAAGUUUCCGGCGGUUUGCGGUGCUGGAGUUUGCCACGGCAGAGAUGGCAGAGGAGGUGCAGCGACUCACUGACGGCAGGGUACUUGGCGGAGCACACAUCCGGGUGUCCUUCUGUGCCCCUGGUCCUCCUGGAAGAAGCAUGUUGGCUGCUCUUAUCGCUGCCCAAACCAUGGCUGUGAACAGAGGCAAAGGUCUCCUGCCUGAGCCCACUGCCAUGCAGAUCCUUACAGGCCUCAGUAACCCUGCCACCCUCAAGAUGCUGCUCAACCCCCUGACCCAGGGACGCAAACAAGGUCUCCUCGGGGCAGCUCCGACCAUCCCACUGCUAGCCAACCCUGCCCUCUCUGCUGCCCUGCUGCAGCUGCUCCUGCAGAACCAGGCCCAGGCCCAACAGGCAGGACUCAUCGGGGAGAACCCUUUGGCUGCUUUGCCUCUCCAGCAGGGAGUCCAUCUGCUCGGAGACCUGCCCAAAGGUGGCGUGGUCCCAGGUCUUGGCCUACAGACGGAUCCUCUGGCCCCCCUGAAGCCCAUGUCUCUUGGCAGAGCCUUGGCAAGGGAGCAGGAGUCCCACAGCAGCGUGCACCUUCCCCCAGACUCCCUCCCCACCCUGCAGAGCAUCUCUAUGCCCCUGAUGGGUGGCAUGAUGGGGGCAGAGGGCCUCGCAGCACAAGGGGUGUCCAUACUAGGAGAUCCUCCCAAAGAGGUGAAUCUCCCUCAGAGUGCCUUCCUCAAUGUCCACAACCCAUUUCCCACAGGAGGAAGCUGCAGACCCCACCCAUACAGAAAGAGGCCUACUCUAAGUAAUGUGUCCAACCAGCGCACAAACCAGAGCAUGCAAUCAAGUUACAACCUGCGCUACCAGGAGUCCUAUAGCCCAGAAUACCCUUCUCUACACCAGGAUCUUCUGGCCCACCUGUAUGAACAGCAGGAGAACCUGGAUGCCGGGGCUUUGGCAGGAUUUGGACAGCAGCUUUCUCGUCAGCCUGACUACAGCGAGCGCUCUUCCCACUACGCUUACCCUCCCAGCCCACCCCUGUCCUCAUACUUCAGCUCAGGGCCGGGGGCCCCCAGUAGCGGCGGCCUCCCCAGCACCCAGCUCAAUAAGGCUGUGGGAAUGCCUCCUGUGAGCCACACCAGCAGCUACCCACCUGGCCUGGGGAAUGGGAUGAAGACUCCUAUUGGUGGCCAUAAGCGUGUGUUCUCCCGGCUGAUCCCGUCUCCAGAGCCCAGUCCUGAAGGGGGCUACGUGGGCCAGCACUCUCAGGGCCUGGGAGGCCAUUAUGCGGACUCGUAUCUCAAACGCAAACGCAUAUUCUAACUACAGCCAAAAUGCCUCUUGCUGUAUGAGUAGCCAUUCAACAGCCAGGACAUGAUAGACUCUCCAGAGCUCCUCCAGUAACAGUUUUAUCUUGGCGGUCCAUUGAUUCCUAUUCUGUGUGCUCCUGUUAGUGUGACCCCUGGAGGGCGCCUGGGAGCGCAGCUUAUUGCUAUCCGGACAGUUGCGUGCCAGUCUGUGGGAGUUCUUGAUGUUUUUUUUUUUUUUUUUUUUUUUUUUUUUUUUCCCCUCGCCCAUUGUAUAUAUGAUUUCAGUGUGUUAGUAAAUUAAGUUUUUAUUCUUUUUUUAAUUUGAUUUUUAAUUUCAUGAAGCCCUUUUGUUAAAUACUUGGAGUAUCUUGUACAAUAAGAAAAAAUGGUGCAUUAGCUAAUUGAGUCUUUUCUCCCGAGCUGCUUUUUUUCCUCCUGUUGAGUGUGGCGUGUCAGCAGGUUCAGAGCUAGUAGAUAGUUUGACCAUUGCAGAUUUAAGUGGCAAUGGCUAGCAUUGUAUCAAGAAAUACAACUCCUAUCCAAAGGCUCUGAACUUUUUUUUUUUUUUUUUAAACAGCCUUCCUAUUUGCAUGUAAAAAGUUCAGUAGUUUGUUUAAUGGGAUGGUGUUUUCUAUUUUAUUUUCCCUUCCAACUUCUCCCACAGGGUUAUAUUUUGCUGUAUGCUUCUUUUUCUGGACAGGAUUCAGGCCUCUCUCUCUCUCCAUUGACAUGCAGCUCUCCAUCCAGCAGUAGUGAUAGCUGUAUGUACCUAUAUGUAUUCGCAAACUGAAAACUUUUACAGAACUUACUCUGGAAUAUUGUCACAAGCCUUCAUUUUUUUUCCACGUUGUUUGUCGUUGAACCACACCCCUCCAUCUUGUUACGGAGUCUGUUCUCUGCACUGGUUGUUGAGUGAUGCACAGGUCACUAUACUGCUCUGUUCUCACCUGUCUGAUCUGCCAUUUCAAAGUCUGUUCUCACUCAUAUGUCCAGAAGUUGAAUAUUUUCUGUGUUGGUGUGCGUUCUGUCUUAUUUUUAAUGUCUUUUUGAGUCCCAGCACCGCACCUAAAUGGUCUGUUUGAAUUGAUGGGUGGUGCAUUGGACAUCGUGUGCCGUUUCUUGAUCUGCCCGCAGAUAAUUAAUACAGGAACACCUCCAACCUCUCCUCACUGAGAGGCUUGACCUUCAUGUUACUGUUGUAUGAUGAAGUGCCUCAUCUGGUCCUGGUGUGCCGGUUGUCUCCACCCUGCACACCAGCAGGGGGAGGUGUCCAUCUUUGGUGGAGAGGGGUGGGGGAGACAGCUUCAGGUGGCUCCUCCAGCCAAGUAGAGCACGGUUGGGAUGAAGGACACGGCCUGUGUUCAGACUUGAGGUGUGUGAAGUUUUUCAGUGACAGCAGGCGUUGAGUCUGUCUGGGGAGGUGCUAAUGGAAGCUAGCGGCAGGUGAUUGGUCAGUGACAGUCUGUGCGUGUUUUUUCUUUUUUUUUUUCUUUUUUUUUUCUUUUGAAUAAUGCUCUGGUUGACAAUUUGAUUGUGAUAACCCAUUACCUCUGACUUCUGGUAGGAAAUGCAAAUACACUUGAGCCUUAACAGUGUUUUUUCUGUGAUCUCAUUCUGCCCUGUGUGGGCUUCCAACUACAUUUACCAUUUCUGUGUUAUUUGCUGUGUAAAUAUUUAAGCUUGAUCUUUUUUUUUUUUUUCCUCGGAGUCCAAAGCUCUUGUUUUCUUUAAUUACAUCUGCCUCUGGUCUGGUGUUUUGAUUGAAUUUGCUGCUCAACGUGUUUGUGUUGUUUUCCUGUAUGUUUGAAAGAUGAUAUGACCAAGAGUGGCGCCACAGCAGACUGCUCAUGUUGUGUAUGGACCAAGAGAUGCUGCUGCACUGUAUGAUCAUUAUUAAUUUGAUUGCUUUAAUUCUAACUGCUAGCCCUCUCAUCUGUACCGCCAUGGUUGUCUCUGUAUGUGUGUGUGCGUGUGCGAUGUGAGCAAGUAAAUGUUAUUUAAAACUCA